Molecule: messenger RNA, 574 nt
Organism: Coregonus clupeaformis (lake whitefish)
Lineage: Eukaryota; Metazoa; Chordata; Actinopteri; Salmoniformes; Salmonidae
Product: short transmembrane mitochondrial protein 1
Exons: 3
Coding region: 217-360 (47 amino acids)
Source: RefSeq, a predicted model, not a curated record
AAGAAGAAGAAGUAGCUGUUUGAACACACAGCACCGGCGUAGACACCAGAUGACCGAAACCUUGCAAAAUUAAAAUGAUUUUUUAAGGCGACAUGACAUGCGCAUUAUUCACUGUUGAUGACAUUGCUAGCUGGCUAGCUGUUUUGACCGGAUUUUGAAACCAUCAACUGGAUUGCUAAAAUACAUACAAUAUUGUCUCAUUCAUUAGACAAGACCAUGCUACAGUUUCUGGCUGGGUUUACCUUGGGAAACGUUGUUGGGAUGUACCUCGCUCAAAACUACGAGGUCCCCAACAUUUCCAAAAAGAUAGAAGCCUUCAAGAAGGAUGUGGAGGCAAAGAAGAAACCUCCAGAGGAGUGAAGAGAUGUUUCUUUACAUCCAUGUUGUUGAUCAGAGCCAGAUUGAAGAGAUGGGGACAAUUGGAACAACAAGAUGCACACCACAGAGGAUAUUUUUUUCAUCUAAUUUAAUCUUUGCUAUUAAAGGCAAUCUGUGUACUAAGGUUAUUACAUUGGCAGAGGAAUAAAUUGUAAAAAAUAAUAAAAUGGAUUCUCUAAGUAGGAUUUUUAAAGUG